Messenger RNA from Symbiodinium sp. CCMP2592, 2892 nucleotides. NCBI's taxonomy places the organism in Eukaryota, Dinophyceae, Suessiales, Symbiodiniaceae. The record is from the annotation of a GenBank genome assembly.
AUGGGCAUAGCGGGCAGCAGUGAGACAUGCCGCGUCCCAAGACGCGUUUACUUGCCACGGCAAUCGUUUCGCGAGAAGGCAACUCUGAGAAAUCAGCUUUCGCACCCGAGCCAAAUCGUUCGUGCCGCGGCACCGGCAACCACCAGUCCGAAGACAUCUCAGCCUGUGGCCGUUGUCAGACGUGUUGGAUCGCCCGCAAGCACUGCUCGCAGAUCGUCGAAUGUUCUCAAGGCAUGUCUAGUCGAGGCUUCUCAACCGGGUCUGAGUGGCCACAAAGGAAGACUUGGACCUGCUGAGUCCGAGACCAAGCAAUUGGCUUCAGUGCAAUUGCCCGUCGCGAAAGCACCAGAGCCGCUUCAGCCGUUGAAUUCCUUGAAUUCUUCAAUGCGGCGACGUGCAUUGGCAUUUCAUGGAGCAUCUAUGGCCGCGAGGAAGGAAGAGCUGCUCGACAUGCAUCCGGAUCGACUGGCCAUUCAGCAGGACAUUCUGCGAGCCAGGAGCGUGGGACGCAUUCUAGCCAUCUGCACAGCAGAAGUGUUGCAAGGCAUGGACUCCAUCAACUUGGUAACUGCCCUGCAUAGGGUUGCGAAGCUGUAUGAUGGAUCGCACAUGGCCCUGGUUGACAAUCCUCGCUUUGAGCUGAUGUUGACUGAAGUAUCGUACAAAAUUGACGCUCUGAACCCACGGGGGAUGGUCCACGUGGUGUGGUCUCUGGCAAGUCUGCAGUGCUGGCCGGACUGGUCGGGAGACUUGAUCGGUCGUUGUGCACAAUGCGAAUCUUUUACCGGGCGUGACUUGAGCGUUCUACUCGGAAGCCUUGCCAAGUCGAAACCACCCAAACACUUCAAGCAGUGCGAGCAGCUGCAGGAAUCGUUGGUCAGGCAGCUCAGCGACAGACUGCCUGAGCUAACCACGUCGCUUGAUCUAGCUUGUGCCGCCGCAGCCCUUUCCCGUCUGCAAGUUCGGGAUGAGGGGCUUUUCGUUACGAUUGCACAGCAGGCAAUGCCAGUGCUAAGUGAGUUCUCAAUGUCAGACGUUACUUCCCUCCUGUGGGCGAUGGCCAUUUUGAACUUCACUCACGGUGAGCUGUGUGAGCAGAUCCGGCAGCUGCUGCGUCAGAAAGCUGAGAGUUGUUCACCAAAGGAAAUAACCCAAAUUACGUGGGCCUUGUCCCGUUUGCAGGAAGCUGACGAAGAGCUAUUGACUGAAACAAUAGCCCCCGUGGUGCGCAGCAAGUUUUUGGAUUUCGAGGCUCCCCGAGACUUGUGCACACUAGCAUUUGCAUUUAGCAAUGCGCGUGUGUUUGACGAAGGCAUCUUCACUGAUUUUGCCCACACGUUGACAUCCAAGGUCCGCAUCAUGAAUGCACAUGAUGUCUCCAGUGUGGUUGCAGCUUUCGCCGGAAUAGAGUACGCCCAUAAAGGCUUGUUCAAAGCAUUGCAGAAGCAAGCAAAAGCCAUCACAGCAACAUUCACUCCACUACAGAUCGCUCGCACUAUUCACGGCUUCGGUACUGCCGGAGUCGAGGACACAUCACUGUAUAGAGGUCUUUUUGGUCAAGUGCUUCAGCAGCGGAACUUGUUGCAUGCGAGCAACAUCGUCGAAAUCUUGAUCGGAUUGGCAGAGGCUGAGUAUGUGCCUGAGGGGCUCGAAGAGUUGUUGCGGGAUGCAAAACGGCUCGUCAAAUGGCUCGAUGGGGCAGAGUGCAUCCACGCCUUGCACGCAUUGUCUCGACUGCAGAUAGAUUCAAACGACCUGAUUCCCGAGCUCAUGAAAACAAUUCGCAGUCGUGCACAAGGAUGGUGGCGUUGCAGUCUGCAGGACAUGGCAGAUCUCGUUGAGGCAAUGGUUGGGUUGAAGUUGGAUGACUCGCUGCUUUUAAACAUCUGCGCAGGACAACUCCCACGAUUGCUGUCCAAGACCGUCGAUACACCGACUUUUCUUCGCCUGUGGGGUGCUUUCGCCGAGCUGCGUCCGCACAUGAGGGAGAGAGUUCAAGAGCGCUUGCAGAAGAACCAGCGAUUUCGAGAUGGCGUGGCUGCUUGUCUCUCUGCAGCUGCAGAGGGCAUCCGGGCCGUGAGAGCUUCAGAGAGCUUGACAGCAGCAAGAGCUGCUGCACAGCUGCUCUGUGCUUGUGCUUCGCUAUCGUGGGAUGAAGCUCCAGUCCCGGAUCUGGUGCAACUGACACAGGAGACGCUGGGGCCAGGGCUGGAAGAGGUGUGGCAGCAUGGUGAAUACCAGCAGUGGUGGCCGCAACUGGCAUGGGCUCUCGCCGAAUUGUGUUAUGACGAUCUUGCAAGGCAUGUCUUGCUUUCAUGCUUUCAGAACUCUUGUUUCAACUCCACGGAUGCAACAGGUAAGAUGCAUUUGGCCGCCGCUGUUGUAUGCCUUGGUUUUGCUGAGGAAUUUGCAGUUGCAAAGAUUCUGCUUGAUACGAAGCUCGCAAAUGAACACGAUACCGGCCGGGAUAUGGUUUUGCGGUCGCUGGAACUUGAACUGGCUAUUGCAGGAAAUGAUUUGUUGCAGGGGGCCACAUUGCCUCAUCGUGAAGUGAAGCCAUCUGGCCUUUGCAGUGCAGGUUCCCUAUAUGACUAUGCCGACCAAGUUUCAAAUACCUUGGUCGAGUUGGCUAUAGCUCACGAGGCCAAAGUGCUGGUUGGAGGGUGUCAUUAUGUACAAGCUGUCCUUUUUGGUGAAGUUGCACUGCUUAUCUUGUCUCCACGGGACUUAACUAUUUCAGGUUCAAUUCUGGCUUCUGCACGAGCGCGCACAAGACAACUGGCAUCCCUGGGGUGGAUCUGCAAAGAGUUCUAUUUCAGCGAUAUAGAGCAGGCUCUGCAAACGUCUGGAGGCUUGAAGCAUUUGCUCGCUCCCUUGAGCGUGGCAAAAUAG